GCCAGAGGGAGCAGUCCAGGGAAGCGGGAGGGAGUGGAUAAUCAGUCUUGGAGGAGCAGAGUUCUCGAACCUCCAAACGUCACUUUUUGAUGGCAGCCCCAGCACAAGCGGUGAGCCAUGGAGGCAGAUUUCUAGAUCUGUCCAAGAAGGCCCCUGCCUCAGCGCUGACAUGCUUUGGAAAUUACUCCGAGAACACCUCCAAGAAGCACAGAGGCUCCUUCCAUUGGGAACAGUGAGUUUUGCUCAAGCCUGGAAGUUGAGGGAGGACUAGACAAAAGCUGCCAGCAAAAAGAGGAAGAAGGACUUGGGGACAGGCACAUUCACCUGGGAAAGGAAAAUGCACUGUGUAGCCUUGUGCAGCUUCUUGUGGCUUUGCCAUCAUCUCUACUACACCCAAGCAGUGCCCAUCCGGAAAGUCCAAGAUGACACAAAAACCCUCACCAAGACUAUCAUCACCAGGAUCAAUGACAUCUCACACAUGUAUUCAAUCUCUGCCAAACAGAGGGUAACUGGCUUGGAUUUCAUCCCGGGGCUUCAUCCUUUCCAGAGUUUGUCAGACAUGGACCAGACUUUGGCCAUCUACCAGCAGAUCCUCUCCAAUCUGUCUUCCAGAAACAUGGUACAAAUAUCCAACGACCUUGAAAACCUCAGGGACCUUCUCCAUUUGCUGGGUUCCUUGAAGAGCUGUCCCUUUGAUGAAGCUGAUGGUUUGAGUUCUUUGGGGAAUUUGGAAGGGGUCAUGGAAGCCUCACUGUAUUCCACAGAGGUUGUGACCCUGACCCGACUUCAGAAGUCCCUGUAUGGCAUGCUCCAACAGCUGGAUCUCAUCCAUGGUUGCUGAAGCCAGAAAAGGUUCCUCUUCCCUGGUUCAUGAAAACCCUAGAGUAGGAAUUUUCUUUAGGUCUCUUAAGCAAAACCUAUGCUUUUGACAAUAUCCUUUAUGUAGGAUUUAAGACGAUACCCUCUCACUCCUCCUAGUCAUGUCAUUCAAGACAAAAUACAUUAUCAUAUUCAGCUGAAGACCAAAGAUCUACAUACAUGCCAAAAUUUGGCUCAAGGAGCCAUUCAAUGAACAGUGGGUACAUCAUAGUGAAAUUCUUACCAAACUCUUCAGCUGUCAACAGGGCUGAUAUCUAUCCCUUCUUCACCUCCUUCCCAACCAUUCCCUCAUUUCCCUCUCAACCCCUCACUAUAUAUUAAUGUGAGUAGUCAUGACUUCAGAUGAUGGACAUAUUCAUCUUUCCCCAGUAACUUCAAAGAGUCAUCAGAAGGUUUCGAUUUGAGGUGACACCUGUGGGAAGCACCAUUUUUAAUUAUUAUGGAAUGGUCCCUAGAAGUAGUUGGCAACUCCUAAGUGGCACGACUUAGAAUCUUUUAUUUAUUGUUGGGUUUUUUCAUUUUUGUUUGUUGUUGUUGUUGUUGCUUUGUUUACUUUUAUGGUCUAUCCCAGACCAACUCGGACUAAGAGUGCUUCAGGAUCAGCACUACCCCUGGAGAAGGAAACCAUGGGUCCUGUUCAGUGACUUUGGAAGUAUCAUGGCUUCCAAACUAGACCCAAUCAAGGCUGCCUGUAAUUAACUCUUCUUCUCCCUUGGAUCUUUGUUUCUACUGUGACUGACUUUAAAUCAAAAUUCAGGUGGCUUCUAUGCCAUCUCAAGGGGAUCACCAAGGACCAAAUUAUUUAAGGAGAAACAAAGAUGAGAAUUGUUCUCAAAUGGAACUUUCAGCAGUGAAAUUUUGGGUAGGGUAGAAUAGGGUGGAAUGGGGUUUAUGUUUAAGUUGCAAUUGUAUGUGUGUGUCCUUUGAAUGAUGUUCUAGAAUAAAGGGUCCUUUCCCCCUCCCUCCCCCUAUCUUCCUACCACAUACCUCAGUAUGAGCAGCCAUUGUGGGGUGCAACUGGUGAUGCUGUGAUGUCAAUUUCUAGGCCCACAUGGCUAACCAGGAAAACAUAUGUCCCCAAAACAACAAAUAGGGUCAGGGAGAAGAGAGGCAGGUAGGAGGCUACAAAUUAUAGUCAGCUAUCUCAAAGAGCCUAUGGAGGUAUUUCAAGGCAUCUGUGGAAAUUAGAGCUUUGAGACUAUGAACAUCUGUUUGCUAAUGGCAGUGAUAAACUUGAGCUUAGGAGCAGAGUAAGUGAGAAAAAGCAUGGAAGGCACAGACCAUCAUCUAGGAAACUGUUGUAGGUAAUGGAUUGGGAGAUUGAGAAUGGAGAUGAAUGAAGGAACCUAAGAACAUGCACACAUAAUUUACUCAACUCCUGAGAAAAGAAUGCAGGCAAGAAAUACCAGAGAGAGCCGGGAAACUGAUUUAUUGACUGUGCUUGAAUCUCUUCCUCUUUCUCUCACACAGAAGACCUGAGUUUGAAUCUUGACUUACAAUGGACACAUCACAUAAGGGAAAGAGGGAAGAAAAUAAGCAUUAAGAUAGUACCUAUUCUGUGCCAAGCACCAUGCUAUGGGCUUUACAAAUAUCUUAUUUUGGGAUAUCUAGGUGGCACAGUGGAGCUCCAGAGAGCUCCAGAACUGAAGUUGGGAAGACCUGCAUUCAAAUUUGGCCUCAAAAACUUAGCAGCUGUGUAUCCCUGGGCAAGUCACUUAGCCCUGUUUGCUUAGCUCUUGUCGGUCUGUCUUGGAGAUGGUACUAAGACAGAAAAUAAGAGAUAUAAAAAAUAAAUAAAAUAAAGCACAAAUAUCUUAUUUGUUAUAGCUUCUGUGUUAUCUGACAUAAACUCUCUGGGCCUCAGUUUCCUCACCUGUAAAAUGAUGGGGUUGGAAUACAUUCACCUUUGAAAUCUCUUCCAGCUCUAAAUCUGUGUUCCUAUGCUCAUCUACUACAUGCUGGUCCUCUCUGUCUUCAGAAGCUGCCCAUCACCAUCACACCAAAUUCCUGCAUUUCUUCUACGUACUUAAUGGGAAACUCUGUCACUGUACUCAAACCAGUAUUUAUUACCUGGAGCUGUCUGGCUCUCCUCAUGGCCUUGGGCUAAUCACUUAUUAUUUACACCACGAAAGUGUCUGUUCUUGAGCCACUGGCAUGAAUUAAUCAUUCCCUUAUGGGGCCUCAAACAAUGCAGAGUCACCCUUUCCAAUUCAUUCAGAUGGCAGAGACAGCAUAGGGAAGUCAGAAAAGCCCUAGAUUUGAAGACAGAGGUGCUAGGUUCAAAUCCCAAGCUCUGCCAUUUGCUUUCUUGGUCAAGUCAUUUAACCAUUCUGAACCUGUUUCCUCAUCUAAAUAAUGAAGAGUUUGGACUGCAUGAUCUUUAAAGCCCCUUCCAGCUCUAAAUCAAUGAUCUGAUGAUAAGGAUUUCCUCUUUCCCAUUGGUGAGUAAGAGCAGGGUUCUUGGUGAAUGGUCCACAGACCUAGGAUGUUUAAAGCCCUUUUGCUUAGAGAUCUGGAUUGGUACUAUUGGGGUAUCAGAAUGAAAGGUCAAUCUUGUCUAUAAGGUUAGCCAGACCCAGAGGGUGAGGGCAUAGAGAAAGGCAUGGGAUUUUCCUCUUUUAGAAUCCUCCAGCCUUUAAAAUACUGACGACCCCCAUCAUCUGAGCCUGCUGUUUAGUUGUUUUUCAAGUUAGAUGAAGUUAAAUCAGUGUGGCUUAGAUAUUGCUUGCUGAAGACUAGACAGUCCCAUUUAUUAUUGUUGUUCAGGAGUUUUAGUCAUGUCUGACUCUUUGUGACCCCAUGGACCUCUGUUCAUGAGAUUUUCUUGGCAUAGAUGCAGGAGUGGUUUGCCGUUUCCCUAGUGGCAAACAGAGGUCAAGUGACUUGCCCAAGGCCAAGCAGCUAGGAAGUUUCCAAGGCUGGGUUUGAACUCAGGUCUUCCACUGUGCCACUUAGCUGCCUUAACCAUAUAUUAUAGGGAGAUAUAAAAGAAAAGACUCAUUGAUUGUUUUCAAGCUGGGAAAAAACAGAAUCUCUACAAAUGAAACUUCUGCCUCUUAUUAUAACAAAAAUAACAAAAGCAUAACUGCAAAGCAAAACAUAUCAGCAAAUGUGAGAUAGGGCAUAAUAAAGCCAAGCCCCUCUGGGGGACCACCAAGGUAGUAAUACUGUAUUGUAAUUAUAGAGCACAUUUCUAAUUUUUCAAACCCCUUGAACAUCCAUUCUCACCUCCCAAUACCACUUCUAAAGUAGGUCAGGCAGGUUUUUAUCCCCAUUUUAGAAACCAGGAAGCUAAAGGAUUAACUUCUAUAAGAUUCAACACCUAGUAAGUGGCGUGAUCUAGUCUCCUGAUUCCCAACUUGUUUGACCAUGGACCUAUCUGGUGAGAGUGACCAUGAUUAAAUAGCUUUGCGCUAGAGAGGCUUCCUGGAAAGGGUGAGUUUUGAGGCAGGUUUUGAAGGAAGAGAAGGAUGAGAAGAGUCAGAGGGAAGAAGAAAGGCUCUGGAGCUGAGACUACAGCCUAUUCAGAUACACAAAAGGGAAAAGGAGCGAGUUAUAUUCUGAGAUUGACUGGGUUGGAGCCAAAGGAGAUGCAAGGUGGGAAAGUCUUAGGAGGAAGGUGCUGAGAAAGGUUUUGAAGGGCAAGGAAGUUUAGAGGUGAAACAGUCAGCAUCGAGCAUCCUUAAGCAAAGGGUGCCAUCACACAAGAUGACCACUGUCUGCUACCUCUUCAAAAUCUCAACCAACAUCAUUAAUGAUCACCUGCUCAUACAGGAAAAAGAAUCUGGUCCCUUCUUUUAUAAAACCUUAUGGUAUCAAUUCUAAAGCCCAACUUCUACAGAAGGGCACAGCCAAACUUAAAUUGUUUGCACUUUUCUCUAUCCUUUGUAGCAAAGAAAACUUCCAGAGAUUCCAAAUAAACUACCUUUGCCCCCCAAAAUGUCUUCAUUUUCCUUUGAUGUUUCCCAAGGAAUUUAGGGUGGUGGGGGUGGAGGUGGGUGCUGUUAUACCAAAGCUUUGAUAAAUUUGAUAAAUCUGGUUUGACACAAUCCCAUCCAUCAAAUGAGGUUAAUUCCACCCUAACAUCCAAUAGAGUCUUCUUCUUCAAUGUAAAGGAUCUCCCCAAAAAAUAUAGAGCUAGCAGCAUCUGAAAAGGAUGUCCCAAAGUCACUGGAUUUCUUUAACAUGUUCUUGAAUUACAAAUACUCCUGAGGAAAAUUUGGCAAAGACCAUCCAUUCUAGAAAAUAGGGCCAAUGAGAAGGGGAUUUUCUUGUUCUUGUGUCUAUGAACUUUUAAAAAAUAUUUUAAGGAGUAUUUUUCAAUAUAAUUAUUUCCUUUGUAACCUUCUGUACUUUAUUUUAUUCAUUUAAAAGUAUGAUUCUGAGUUGGGCUUCACCAGACUGUCAAAGGGAACCAUCAAAAAAGAUUAAGAACCCCUGUUCUAGAGAGAGUGCACCCACAUAAGGGUACCCCACCAGAUUCAUUUCAUAAUAACAUUGCCAAACCUCCCCAUAAAAUUAGAAAGUUCUGUUGUAACAUGCUUCUUAGGGUAGUUUUCCUCUGGCACGAACAAUUACCUAAACCUUAAUAAUUACCUAUAAGGUUGUGAGACCUUGGGCAAGUCACUCUGAAUUCUCUGGAGGCAAGUUCCUCAGCUAGAAAAUGAAGGAGAUGGAGUAGAGGAUCCUACAGAGCCUCCCAGCCCUGAAUCAAUGCUCUAAGAUGGUUAUGUGACUUUUACUUAAAUAGUUCAAGCAAAAAGGAGUUCAUUACUUUAGAAGACGAUCUGCCCGAUAAUUGGAUAAAUCUAAAUUCUAGAAACUACUUCUCCACAUGGAGCUGAAAUCUGCCUUUCUGGGAAAUCUGUAACUUCUCCCCACUAGUCCUAAGUUUUUCCUAUGAGAUCAAGCGGAACAAUUUGGUUCCCUCUUCAGUCUAACAGCCCUUCAAAUAUUCAAAGGAAGAAGGAAUAAGCAUUUAUAUACCACCUAUGAUAUAUGUGUAAUAUAUAAUAAUAUUAUGUACUAGUAUGAUAUAUCAUAUAUUGUGAAAUAUUAUAUUUUUACAAUACAAUAAUAUGUAAUACAUAAUACCUAUAUAUGUGCCAAGCACUGUGCUAAGUGCUUUUUUGAAACUAUUAUCACAACAACCCCUGGAAAGCAGAAGCUAUUGUUAUCCCCACUUUACAGAUGAGGAAACUGAGAUUGGUAGCCAUUAAGUGACUUGUCUAGGGCCACAGUUAUGAAGUAUCUGAGAUUGAAUUUGAAUUUAGUCUUCGUGAUUCCAGGUCCAGCUUUACCCACUACAUCACCUAGAUUUAUAUUCAAAGACAGCUAUGUUCUCUCCCUUUAGUUAACCCCCUGAUUAACCACUAGAAAAUGUUUAAUUCUGAGCUGGCUCUUUAUUGCUAACCAACAGUCUCUUGGCCACCUGCCCUCAACUGCCCAGUUGGCAUACAUUCAGGGAAUGCAGGCUAAUUUUAAUAUUGGCCUAAAUGGAUCAUAAUUAGGGAAGCAAAUGUGCCAGCCUGGGAAACCAUCAGCACAGAUUCUCAGGGACAUUAGAAUCCUGAACUGGAUUUUCUAAAGCCAUUCUAUGCUAGACAAAGCCCCAUUAACGUCAUUCCUGUCAAAUGACCAAACAAAAUGGAAAGGCCUGUCUCCUCCUCCCCCAGACCCAGGGACCCAGAGGGAUCCUACAUCUCGUCAUCCAUCAGCAAACAUUUAUCGGUUGCCCACUCUGGGUGGGAAGCGGUGUUGGGCACUGUAGGGGAUACAGAGAUGGAGGCAGUGUAGUCCCUGCCCUCACAGAGCUUCCUGGCCCUUUGGCAUACCUAGAAGAUCAGGACUAUCUGAAGAAAAUGCCCGAGAGGGAUCAGCACAAUAAAGGAGUCCUUGUUUCAAGGAUGGCAGAAAUUCAAUGGAACAUCUGCGAGGCAUUCUGUGGCCCCAGACUUCCUCUGUUCUCUCAGUGAAAGAGACACCAGUGAAAUCUAUCAUUUGAUGGCUCCGGUCAUGUAAAAUCUACUGCCAAGAAAAGAAAAAUUAAUAUCAUGGCUCCCAAAGCCAAAUAGAAGUGACUUUCAGAUAAUUCAGUGUUUGGGGCUGUCCAUUACCCUGGUCCCCUGUGCUGGCACAAACACUCAUAAGUCAGCCAAACACCUAUAGUUUCCUUUCCACCCUCAUUUCUAGAUCCUUUUCUUGCCAAGCACCACCUAUUCCCCCAAAAAGAGUCAUAAUAAACAACUUCAGGUAAUCUGUGCAAUCAGAGGUUAUGUAUUCUAUUCACCGCUAUAAUACCAUGGAAAGAAUUCUGGAUCAGAGUCAGAGGAUCAUGACUCAAUUCCUGGCUUGGUCUCUUCCUUCCUGUGUAUCUUGGGUGAAUUACAAAUGCUCUGGACCUCAGUUUCCUGUAAAAGAUGGGACUUGGACCUAGAUGGCCUCCAAGGUCUCUCCCAAUUCUGAAUCUAUGACACUGCUGCUGUUGUGGUUGUGGAAUGAUUUUCAGAUGCAUCUGACUCUUUGGAACCCAUUUAGGAUUUUCUCAACAAAGAGACUGGAGUGGUUUGUCGUUUCCUUCUCCAGUUUAUCUUAUAGAUGAGGAAACUGAGGCAAACAGAGUUAAAUGCCUUGUUAAGGGUCACAAAACUAGUAGAUGUCUGAGAUCAUAUUUGAAUUGAGGAAGUUGGGUCUUCCUGACUCCAGGUCUGGUGCUCUAUCCAUUGUGCCCUGUAGAUGCUCCUCUAUGAUACAAAGAGGUUCCAUAGGCUGUGAGGUGUCUAGUGUGGAAAUGGAAUAAAAUUUUAAAAAAAUUAAAAGGGGGAGUGGGUAGGAAAGUACCAUGUGUUGGAUGCCUUGCAAGGAAAACAGAGGAAGGAAGCUGAAGUAGUGAUAAGGUAGACCCUCUCUACAAUACUAGCUAGCCAAACCCUCAAGAAACAGGGUGAACAAGGCCAUUUGGAAUGAUGCCCAAAGGGCUUUAAAAGAACGCCUGCCCUUUGAUCAAAGCAGUACCACUACUAGGUCUGUGUCCCAAAGAGACAGAAAAUGGGGAUGGACCUGCUUGUACAAAAAUAUUUAUAGCUGUGCUAUUUGAGGUGGCAAAAAAUUGGAAACUGAGGGGGUGUCCCUUGAUUGGGGAAUAGCUGAACAAGUUUUAGUAUAUGAUGGUGAUGGAGUACUCUUGUGCUAUAAGAAAUGAUGAGGGGGUGGGUUCAGAAAGAACAGGAAAUAUCUACUUGAACUUUGGAGGAGUGAAAGGAGCAGAACCAAGAGAACGUUGUACACAGAAAUGGAAAUGUUGUGGGACAAGCAAAGUAAUGGACUUCUCUACUAGCAGCAAUGCAAUGACCCAGGACAAUUCUGAGGGACUUAUGAAAUAGAACGCUAUCCACAUCCAGAGAAAGAACCGUGGGAGCAGAAACACAGAAGAAAAACAUGAUUCAUCACUUGUUUAUGUGGGUAUAUGUUUUGGGGUUUUGGUGUAGAAGAAUAAGAUUAUUCUCUUAUGAAAAUGAAUGUGAUAGAAACUGGUUUUGAGCAAUAAUACAUAUAUAACCCAGUAGAAUUGCUUGUCAGUUCCUGGCGAGGGGAGGGGAAAGGAGAGGGAGACAACAUGAAUCAUGUAAUUUUGGGGAAAUUAUGUGCAAAUUGAUUACUGAAAUAAAGUAAAGAAAAAAAUUUAAUGUACCUACCAAGAAAAAUAAAUAAAUAGGAUCAACAACAAAAACAACAACAAGGGGGGGAUUUUCCAUGUUUUUAAGCCAUGCUGCCCCUUUCCCCUCCCUUCUUUCCAUUCCCCUGGUCCCCUCAAAAGGGAUAGAUUCUCCCACAGGCCACUGAAAAAUAAUU
Monodelphis domestica (gray short-tailed opossum) is the source of this 8730-nucleotide messenger RNA. RefSeq names its product leptin (gene LEP). The record is from RefSeq and is a predicted model, not a curated record. Gene Ontology annotation, molecular function: peptide hormone receptor binding; hormone activity. Gene Ontology annotation, biological process: lipid metabolic process; energy reserve metabolic process; positive regulation of receptor signaling pathway via JAK-STAT. Gene Ontology annotation, cellular component: extracellular region. Lineage: Eukaryota; Metazoa; Chordata; Mammalia; Didelphimorphia; Didelphidae.